AUGUCCUCUACAAAGUUGUUCAUUGGCGGCCUGGCAUGGCACACGACUGAUGAGACCCUUCGCGCGGGAUUCCAACCAUAUGGCUCUAUCGAAGAAGCUAUUGUCGUCAAGGACCGCGAUACCCUCCGCAGCCGUGGUUUUGGAUUCGUCCGCUUCUCCAACUCUGGUGAAGCUGAUGCUGCCAUGGAGGCCAUGAACAACCAGGAGUAUGUUACCACCGUUUUCAUCUUCUGGCUGGCACCCUUUGACUGA
Molecule: messenger RNA, 252 nt
Organism: Arthroderma uncinatum
Lineage: Eukaryota; Fungi; Ascomycota; Eurotiomycetes; Onygenales; Arthrodermataceae
Product: RNA-binding domain-containing protein
Exons: 3
Coding region: 1-252 (83 amino acids)
Molecular function (GO): RNA binding
Source: RefSeq, a predicted model, not a curated record